AUGGCAUCGCUGCCUCCUCCUCCACCGCCCGGUUGGGGUGCGUCGGCGCCGCCUUCGCUGCCCAUGGCUCCUCCGCCGCCAGGAUACCAACCCCCAGCUGACCCGACCGUCGCAAAGUUCGCGCAAAAGAAGACUGAAUGGCUGCGAACGCAACGGAAUCGGUUUGGAGAGAAGAGGAAGGGUGGUUUUGUCGAGACGCAGAAGGUCGACAUGCCCCCAGAGCAUCUGCGAAAGAUUGUCAGGGAUAUCGGUGAUGUAUCGCAGAAAAAGUUCAGCAACGAGAAACGCAGCUAUCUGGGUGCUCUCAAGUUCAUGCCCCAUGCGGUUUUGAAGCUGUUGGAGAACAUGCCCAUGCCGUGGGAGUCUACCAGGGAAGUGAAAGUCUUAUACCAUGUGAACGGUUGCUUGACUUUGGUCAAUGAGACUCCAAGGGUUGUUGAGCCCAUUUUCCACGCCCAGUGGGCAACGAUGUGGGUGUGUAUGCGAAGAGAGAAGAGCGACCGACGGCACUUUAAGCGAAUGCGAUUUCCUCCCUUCGAUGACGAGGAGCCGCCCCUCUCCUGGUCGGAGAAUAUCGAAGAUGUCGAACCUUUGGAACCCAUUCAGAUGGAGCUCGAUGAGUCUGAAGACGCCCCGGUCUAUGAAUGGUUUUACGACCAUCGACCACUUCUUGAUACAUCACAUGUGAACGGUCCAAGCUAUAGGAAAUGGAACUUGACGCUUCCGCAAAUGGCAACCCUCUACCGCUUGAGUCACCAGCUGCUGAGUGAUGUCGUCGACCAGAACUAUUUCCACAUGUUCGACCUGAACAGUUUCUUUACCGCCAAAGCACUAAACGUCGCCAUUCCUGGCGGUCCUCGCUUCGAGCCUUUGUAUAAAGAUAUCGAUCCUAACGAUGAAGAUUUCAGCGAGUUCAACGCUAUUGACCGCAUCAUUUUCCGCGCACCUAUCCGAACCGAAUACCGAGUUGCAUUCCCCUUUUUGUACAAUACCCUCCCAAGAAGCGUUAAGAUUUCUUGGUACUCUCACCCCCAAGUUGUAUAUGUCCCAACAAGCGAUCCUAACCUCCCCGCCUUCUACUUCGACCCCGCAAUCAACCCUAUCUCUUCCCGCUCCGUUGCCCCCAAGAAUGUCACUGUCAGCCUUGAGGAUGAGGUUUUCGGAUAUGGAAACAAUGAAGAUGACUUUGAACUUCCUGGGGACGUGGAGCCUUUUUUCAAUGAUGAGGAACUUUACACACCGGAUACUGCUUCGGCUAUCUCUCUUUGGUGGGCUCCUCAUCCGUUCAACAAGCGCUCUGGAAAGAUGAUCCGUGCGCAGGAUGUGCCGCUGGUGAAGCAAUGGUACUUAGAACACUGCCCUCAAGGCCAGCCUGUCAAAGUGCGCGUGUCUUACCAGAAGCUUCUUAAGACUUACGUGCUCAACGAGUUGCACAAGAAGAAGCCCAAGGCUCAGAAUAAGCAAGAUUUGCUGAAGACGUUGAAGUCGACAAAGUUCUUCCAGCAGACAACUAUCGACUGGGUUGAGGCUGGUCUGCAAGUGUGCCGUCAAGGUUUCAACAUGCUGAAUCUUCUGAUCCAUCGCAAGAACUUGACCUACUUGCAUUUGGAUUACAACUUCAAUCUGAAGCCGGUUAAGACCUUGACGACCAAAGAGCGAAAGAAGUCCCGUUUUGGAAAUGCUUUCCACCUUAUGCGAGAAAUUUUGCGUCUCACCAAACUAAUUGUCGACGCUCAAGUUCAAUAUCGCCUGGGCAACAUCGAUGCCUUCCAGCUUGCUGAUGGUAUUCUCUAUGCGUUCAACCAUGUCGGACAGCUGACCGGUAUGUAUCGCUACAAGUAUAAAUUGAUGCACCAGAUUCGGUCUUGUAAAGAUCUGAAACAUUUGAUCUACUACCGCUUCAACUCUGGACCAGUCGGUAAAGGCCCUGGUUGUGGUUUCUGGGCGCCAGCAUGGCGUGUCUGGUUAUUCUUCAUGCGCGGUAUCAUUCCUCUCCUCGAGAGAUGGCUUGGGAACUUGCUCUCUCGUCAGUUUGAAGGUCGCCACAGCAAGGGAGUUGCCAAGACGGUCACUAAGCAGCGCGUGGAAUCUCAUUUUGAUCUGGAACUGCGUGCUUCCGUUAUGGCGGAUUUGAUGGAUAUGAUGCCUGAAGGCAUCAAACAGAACAAAGUUAACACUGUCCUCCAGCAUUUGUCGGAAGCCUGGAGAUGUUGGAAGAGCAAUAUUCCUUGGAAGGUUCCUGGUCUCCCUGCACCUAUUGAAAACAUCAUUCUUCGCUAUGUCAAGAGCAAGGCGGACUGGUGGAUUUCUGUUGCACACUACAAUCGUGAAAGAAUUCGCCGUGGUGCCACAGUCGACAAGACCGUGGCCAAGAAGAAUCUUGGUCGUCUGACUCGUCUGUGGCUUAAGUCUGAGCAAGAGCGUCAGCACAACUAUCUGAAGGACGGACCGUAUGUGUCGUCUGAAGAAGCUGUGGCCAUCUAUACCACAAUGGUACACUGGCUUGAGUCACGCAAGUUCUCACCAAUUCCCUUCCCUAGUGUUUCUUAUAAGCACGACACUAAGAUUUUGAUUCUCGCUUUGGAACGUCUGCGUGAAUCGUACUCUGUCAAAGGUAGACUUAACCAGAGCCAGCGUGAAGAAUUGGCUCUUAUUGAGCAGGCAUAUGACUCCCCCGGAACGACACUCGCUAGAAUCAAGCGUUUCCUUCUGACUCAACGCGCAUUCAAGGAGGUUGGAAUCGAUAUGAACGACAACUACAACAACAUCAACCCAGUGUACGAUGUCGAGCCCAUUGAAAAGAUUACCGAUGCCUACCUCGAUCAAUAUCUUUGGUACCAGGCUGAGCAGCGCCACCUCUUCCCCGCCUGGAUCAAGCCAUCUGAUUCCGAAGUCCCUCCUCUCUUGACCUAUAAGUGGGCUCAAGGUAUUAACAACCUAUCCAACGUGUGGGAGACAGCUGAUGGCGAAACGAACGUGAUGAUUGAAACGGAGCUUUCUAAGGUCUACGAGAAGAUUGAUCUUACAUUGUUGAACCGACUGCUCCGCUUGAUCAUGGACCACAACUUGGCGGACUACAUCACCUCCAAGAACAACGUGCAGCUUAGCUACAAGGAUAUGAACCACACAAAUAGUUAUGGGUUGAUUCGAGGUCUUCAGUUCUCCGGCUUCGUGUUCCAGUACUAUGGCUUGAUGAUCGACUUGUUGCUUCUUGGUUUGCAGAGAGCCAGUGAAAUGGCUGGCCCUCCCCAAAGCCCGAAUGACUUUUUGCAGUUCAGGGACCGUGCGACCGAGACUAGACAUCCUAUCCGUCUGUACACUCGCUACGUUGACAAGAUUUGGGUCUUCUUCCGGUUCAAUGCGGACGAAUCUCGUGACCUGAUCCAGCGGUUCUUAACUGAAAACCCGGACCCCAACUUCGAGAAUGUGAUCGGUUAUAAGAAUAAAAAAUGCUGGCCUCGCGACUGCCGCAUGCGCUUGAUGCGUCAUGAUGUCAAUCUGGGUCGUGCCGUUUUCUGGGAUCUCAAGAAUCGUCUGCCUAGAUCUAUCACCACCAUCGACUGGGAUGAUACCUUUUCCAGCGUUUAUAGCAAGGAUAACCCUAACCUUUUGUUCUCUAUGUCUGGAUUUGAGGUUCGGAUUCUUCCCAAGAGUCGCAACCAGAACGAAGAGUUUUCAGUGAAGGAUAGUGUUUGGUCUCUGGUUGACAACUCAACAAAGGAGCGAACAGCCCAUGCGUUCCUGCAAGUGACCGAGGAGGAUAUCCAGAAGUUCAACAACCGCAUUCGACAGAUCCUCAUGUCGUCUGGCUCGACCACUUUCACCAAAAUUGCCAACAAGUGGAACACUGCGCUGAUUGCGCUCUUCACAUACUACCGUGAAGCUGCUGUUUCCACUGUCAAUCUCUUGGACACCAUCGUGAAGUGUGAGACCAAGAUUCAGACUCGAGUCAAGAUCGGAUUGAACUCCAAGAUGCCGUCUCGUUUCCCCCCCGCUGUCUUCUAUACCCCCAAGGAGCUAGGUGGUUUGGGUAUGAUUUCCGGCUCACAUAUCCUUAUCCCUGCUAGCGAUAAGCGGUGGUCGAAGCAAACAGACACAGGAAUCACCCAUUUCCGAUCGGGUAUGUCUCACGAUGAGGAGACCCUGAUUCCGAAUAUCUUCCGUUACAUCAUUCCCUGGGAAGCCGAAUUCAUCGACUCCCAGCGAGUGUGGAUGGAGUAUUCCCAGAAGCGCCAGGAGGCCCAGCAACAAAAUCGUCGUCUUACCCUAGAGGACUUGGAGGACAGCUGGGACCGGGGUCUGCCUCGUAUCAACACACUUUUCCAGAAGGAUCGUAGUACACUCAGCUUCGACAAAGGUUUCCGUCUUCGUGCCGAGUUCAAGCAGUACCAGCUCAUGAAGAGUAAUCCCUUCUGGUGGACUAGCCAACGACAUGAUGGCAAGCUGUGGAACUUGAAUGCUUACCGUACGGACGUUAUCCAGGCACUUGGUGGUGUUGAAACUAUUCUCGAACAUACCCUGUUUAAAGCAACUGCUUUCCCAUCAUGGGAAGGUCUAUUCUGGGAAAGAGCAUGUCUUGCUAAGGGAACACGGCUGCUGUUAUACGAUGGUAGCGAAAUUGAGGUCCAGGAUGUCCGAGAGGGAGAUUUACUUCUUGGUCCUGACGGCGGUCCUCGUCGCGCUUUCAACAUCGUGAAUGGCAAAGACCGUCUCUAUCGCAUUAAAAUCGGCGCGGACAAAGAGGAUCUUGUAGUGACGCCAAACCAUAUACUCGUUCUUCACCGGGAAAAGAGCGCAUCAGAACCAUCAGAAAGCUAUGACACCGUGGAAAUGACUGCCGAAGAGUUCGCUGCCCUCAGUCCUGAAGAACUGAGUCGGUAUCGACUAUUCAGAUCUCCUAGCUUUGACUUGCCCGAACAAGGCGUUGAGCAGUUGACGCCCCAAGCUCACAGGUUUACGAUCAAAGACAUUUCCCUCGAAAACGAGACUACGGAGUGGGCCGGUUUUAGAGUCGACAAAGAUCAACUUUACCUACGGCACGAUUACCUUGUUUUACAUAACAGUGGUUUUGAAGACUCUAUGAAAUUUAAGAAGCUCACGAAUGCCCAGAGGUCUGGUUUGAACCAAAUUCCUAACCGUCGAUUCACUUUGUGGUGGUCGCCAACAAUCAACCGUGCGAACGUUUAUGUUGGUUUCCAGGUGCAAUUGGAUCUUACUGGUAUCUUCUUGCACGGAAAGAUUCCCACCUUGAAGAUCUCUUUAAUUCAGAUCUUCCGUGCUCACUUGUGGCAAAAGAUUCACGAGUCUGUUGUCAUGGAUUUAUGUCAGGUCUUCGACCAGGAGCUUGAGCAGCUGGGUAUUGAGGCUGUCCAGAAGGAGACUAUUCACCCGCGUAAAUCAUACAAGAUGAAUAGCUCGUGCGCGGAUAUUCUCCUCUUUUCUAAUAACAAGUGGAAUGUGACCCGGCCCUCUCUCUUAUUCGAUACCAAGGACGUGUAUGAGCCCACUACGACAAACAAAUUCUGGCUCGAUGUGCAGCUACGAUACGGUGAUUACGAUUCUCACGACAUUGAACGAUAUGUCCGUGCUAAGUACCUGGACUACACAACGGACAGCAUGAGUAUCUAUCCAUCUGCAACGGGUCUGAUGGUUGGAAUUGACCUUGCUUACAACCUCUACUCGGCGUACGGCCAGUACUUCCCUGGGUUGAAGACCUUGAUUCAGCAAGCGAUGGCGAAGGUGAUGAAGGCCAACCCUGCUCUGUAUGUAUUGAGAGAACGUAUCCGCAAGGGUCUGCAGCUCUACGCCUCUGAGAGCAACCAGGAGUUCCUCAACUCACAGAACUACUCGGAGCUCUUUAGCCCUCAGAUCCAGUUGUUCAUUGAUGAUACAAACGUCUACCGUGUCACUAUUCACAAAACCUUCGAGGGUAACUUGACCACCAAGCCCAUCAACGGCGCUAUCUUCAUCUUCAACCCCAGAACCGGACAGCUGUUUUUGAAGAUCAUCCAUACUAGUGUCUGGGCUGGCCAGAAGCGUCUGGGUCAGCUGGCUAAGUGGAAAACUGCGGAAGAAGUAGCGGCGCUCAUUCGAUCCCUGCCAGUCGAAGAACAGCCCAAACAACUUAUCGUCACCCGUAAAGGUCUGCUUGAUCCUCUUGAAGUUCACCUUCUGGAUUUUCCCAACAUUUCUAUCCGUGCUUCGGAACUUCAGCUACCCUUCCAGGCUGCUAUGAAGGUUGAGAAGUUGGCCGACAUAAUACUCCGUGCGACAGAGCCCCAGAUGGUCCUUUUCAACCUCUAUGAUGAAUGGCUGAAGACGAUCUCGCCUUACACCGCCUUCUCCCGUUUAAUUUUGAUACUCCGUGCUCUUCACGUUAACAUCGACAAGGCCAAGAUCAUCCUCCGUCCGGAUAAGAGCGUUAUCACCCUUGAACAUCACAUCUGGCCCUCGCUGUCUGAUGAAGAUUGGAUGAAGGUUGAAGUGCAGUUACGUGAUUUGAUUCUAAAUGAUUAUGGCAAGAAGAACAAUGUCAACGUUCAGAGUUUGACUAGCAGUGAGGUUCGAGAUAUCAUUCUGGGCAUGGAAAUUAGUGCACCUUCGCUCCAGCGACAACAGGCAGCGGAGAUCGAAAAGCAGCAGGAGGAACAGAAGCAACUCACAGCUGUGACAACGAAGACACAAAACGUGCGUGGUGAAGAUAUUAUUGUCACCACCACGUCUCAGUAUGAACAACAGUCGUUCGCAUCUAAGACUGAAUGGCGUACCCGGGCGAUUGCGACAUCUAAUCUCCGGACGAGAUCAAACAAUAUCUACAUUUCUUCGGACGAUAUUCGAGAUGAGGGUUACACGUACAUUAUGCCUAAGAACAUCCUCAAGCGAUUCAUCAUGAUUGCCGAUCUUCGGGUGCAAGUGGCAGGAUACCUAUACGGAAGCUCACCGCCGGAUAACGAUCAGGUGAAGGAGAUUCGAACCAUUGUAAUGAUCCCCCAGGUCGGUAAUACUCGCGAGGUGCAACUACCACAACAGCUCCCACAGCAUGAUUACCUAAACAACCUCGAGCCCUUGGGUGUGAUCCAUACUAUCUCCGGAAAUGAGCCGCCGUACAUGACGGCGAUGGAUGUGACUCAGCAUUCCCGCUUGAUGAAUGCUCAUCCAUCGUGGGAUAAGAAGACGGUCACCAUGACCGUGUCCUUUACACCAGGAUCCGUCUCUCUCGCCGCAUGGGGACUGACGCCCCAGGGUUACAAGUGGGGAGCUGAGAACCGGGAUACUACUUCUGACCAGCCGCAAGGAUUCUCGACCAGCAUGGGUGAGAAAUGCCAAUUACUCCUGAGUGACAAAAUCCGUGGAUAUUUCCUCGUCCCCGAGGACAGUGUGUGGAACUACAGCUUCAUGGGAAGCGCGUAUGGAAGUGUUGAGAAACGGCCGGUGUAUGUCAAGAUUGACACGCCUCUACGGUUCUACGAUGAUCAACACCGCCCACUGCACUUCCAGAACUUUGCAGAAUUGGAAGAUAUCUGGGUUGAUCGAUCUGAUAACUUUGCUUAA
Molecule: messenger RNA, 7551 nt
Organism: Aspergillus ochraceoroseus IBT 24754
Lineage: Eukaryota; Fungi; Ascomycota; Eurotiomycetes; Eurotiales; Aspergillaceae
Gene: prp8
Product: U4/U6-U5 snRNP complex subunit PRP8
Exons: 1
Coding region: 1-7551 (2516 amino acids)
Biological process (GO): spliceosomal tri-snRNP complex assembly; intein-mediated protein splicing; mRNA splicing, via spliceosome
Cellular component (GO): catalytic step 2 spliceosome; U5 snRNP
Molecular function (GO): metallopeptidase activity; U2 snRNA binding; U5 snRNA binding
Source: RefSeq, a predicted model, not a curated record